CAGAGGGACUGAGCUGCUUCAUGCUUAUCUCACAGAGAGCUCAUGGCUGUCCCCGGCACACAGGGAAGCAGCUAGAUCACCUCCUUACCUGCUAUGGGAAUCUAACUGUCAGUUUGUUGUUUUGCUUCUUCGACCACACGCUUUGCUCAGUUUAAUCAUUCUGGAGCAAGAAUGAAGACUUUGGAGCUAAUAUUUGCCUUUCACUUGAUUCUGGUCACUUCCGCUCAUAGCACAGAGAGAGCACCUCACAUCAUCACUUUACUAGAAACGGUGGAUGUACUUCUGGAUCACAAUGCCACCUUCAUCUGUGAGGUGGAGUCAAGCCCCAGUGCUUAUAUCACAUGGACCAAAAACAAUCAACCAAUCAUGUACUAUGACAACCGAUACUUUACCAAGGAGCAGGGCCAGAUGUUGAUCAUCCCUCAUGUCAAAGAAUCAGACAACGGAGAGUACUGCUGCAUUGCCAGUAAUGGCAUCGGAGAAGCUGCAAAGAGUUGCGGAGCGCUUCAGCUGAAAAUGAAGCCCCAGAUCAAACGGCAGCCUACCAAUGUGACUUUACUGAUAGAAUCCAAAGCGGUGCUGCCCUGUGUCACACUCGGGAACCCCAAACCAGAUGUCACCUGGCUCAAGGAUGAUGAGCUUAUCAAGGUCAGCGACCGCGUUACCAUUCUGGAUUAUGGGGCCCUGAAAAUUCAUAGGAUCCAGAAGGAGGAUGCAGGGAUGUACCGCUGUGUGGCCAGGAACAGCUUUGGUUUGGCCUUUUCAAAGCCUGUCACCAUUGAAGUGCAAACUCCAGCACGACUCCUGAGAGUCCCCAAAGAGAAGAGAGCAGAUUAUGGGAGCCAGAUAACCCUGGAGUGCAACGCCACGGGAAACCCCAUCCCCACCAUCACCUGGCUGGAAAACGGGAAUGCUGUCUCAGGGGCCUCCGUGGAGGAGACCUUGGUGGAAGACGUAAUACUGUCUGUUCUCAAAGUGACGGUGACCAAGUCAGCUUUGUAUACGUGUGUGGCCUCCAACAGACACAGCGGUGGAGCAAACACUGUAAAAAAAAGUGCCAGGGUCGCUGUUACGGACUGGAGACUUCAUCAGGAACAACAGACACCUGACAGACAUAGAGGCGUCACAGGCUACUGCAGUGCAUAUCGUGGAGAUGUGUGUCGCUCGAAUCUCCAAGAAAACUCUCUGGUUUUCUUCAACUCCUCCCUCCUGGACCCCGAGGAGAUGCAGGAGUACCUGGUUCACAGCUGGUGGACUGAGCUAGAAGGCCUGAGUGGGCUGUGUAGCCCAGCUGCACUCUCACUGCUGUGCCACUCCGCCUUUCCGGACUGCAACCCAUCAGGUGUAGGAUCGACACCGAAACCGGUUUGCAGAGAACACUGCCUGGCGGUGAAGGAGCUCUACUGUCAUAAGGAGUGGUUGACGCUGGAGGGGACGGGUUCAGUUCAAGCCGGACUCUUGAGCUCGGUCACGGGGUCACAGACUUUCACAUCGCUGGUGCCCAACUGUCAGGCCUUACCAAGUCUUCACACUGCCCCAGAUGGUUGCACAUACAUUCACUUUGUCGAUCUCCAAAAAGAUCAGAUAACAACAUCUUGUUACAAUGGCAGAGGUCGCUUCUACCAAGGCAGUUUGAAUAUCACAAGAUCUGGAAUACAGUGUCAGCCAUGGAACCAACAGGUUCCCCACCAGCACCGUCUAUCUGUGGACGUCAUUCCAGAGCUGAUGAACUCUGAAAACCACUGCAGGAAUCCCGGUGGAAUCAGCGACAAGCCCUGGUGCUACACCUCGGAUCCCAAUAUACGCUGGGAGUACUGUGCUGUGCCCCAGUGCGGCGAAAGAAGCACAACUCCAGUAAAGAAGCCAGAGCUUCCAGUGCCUGAUCACAGCCCUCGUCCCCCUCCCACGUUGACAUCAUCAUCAUCGCCAGCCUACUCAAUGUCUGUCAUUGUUGUCAUCUUGACCUCCAUGGCGAUUGCAGCCUUCCUCACAAUCAUCAUCCUUGGCUGCCACAGGCGGAGGAAGCAGUGGAGGAACCGAAAAAGAAGAGAGAUUGGGAUCCCAAAGCUGAGCGCUCUUCCUUCUGAGCUCUUGCUGGACCGGCUCCAUCCCAAUCCCAUGUACCAGAGAGUUCCUCUGCUGCUGAACUCAAAACUGCUGGCCCUCGAGUAUCCCCGCAACAAUAUCCAAUAUGUCAGAGAUAUUGGGGAGGGAGCUUUUGGACGGGUUUUUCAAGCCAGAGCGCCGGGCCUCCUGCCGACAGAGCCUUUCACGAUGGUGGCUGUGAAGAUGCUGAAAGAGGAAGCCUCGGCUGAUAUGCAGAACGACUUUCAGAGGGAGGCGGCGCUCAUGGCCGAAUUCGACCAUCCAAACAUCCUGCGACUCUUGGGUGUGUGUGCCGUGGGUAAGCCGAUGUGUCUGUUGUUCGAGUACAUGGCCCAAGGGGACCUCAAUGAAUUCCUACGUCGCCGAUCCCCAACCCGAUCGGUGCGCACCCUCAGCCGAGCGAGCCUGUCAGCUCACAGUUUCUCUUCAGAUGUGGAGGCGGGGUCUCUCGCCUGUCCAGAACAGCUGUCCAUUUCCAAGCAGAUCGCCGCGGGAAUGGCCUACCUAUCGGAGCGCAAGUUUGUUCACCGGGACCUCGCCACCCGCAACUGCCUGGUUGGAGAAGAAAUGGUGGUGAAGAUCGCAGACUUUGGCCUCUCUAGGAAUAUCUACUCGGCUGAUUACUACAAGGCCAACGAGAACGACGCAAUCCCCAUUCGCUGGAUGCCGCCGGAGUCAAUUUUCUACAACCGUUACACAAGCGAAUCAGACGUGUGGGCCUAUGGCGUGGUGUUAUGGGAGAUCUUCUCCCACGGGAUGCAGCCGUAUUAUGGGAUGGGCCACGAGGAGGUUAUUUAUUAUGUGAAAGAUGGUCACAUCCUUUCCUGUCCUGAGAACUGUCCCCUGGAGCUGUAUAAUCUGAUGCGUCUUUGCUGGAGCACACAUCCUUCAGACAGGCCGAGCUUUAGCAGUAUUCAUCGGAUACUGGAGCGAAUGCACCAAAACAGCCUGAGCACAAAUGAAGAGGCUGAAGCUGACUCAUAACUUUGAUUUUCUCGCAUGUGGAAAAGCCUCAAGGAAACUGGGAUUAUAUCUAUAAUCUGCCACUGAGCACAAUCAUAAAUAUAAAACUCUUUAUAUAUUAUUUGGUAACUUUUUUUUUUUGCCUAUUUGUUCCUUUUCUGAAGACACCAAAUCUUAUUACUUCGAUCCAUUUUGAAGAUUUGCCAUGUUUUUGUCAUUUGUGUUCAGCUUGACUUUUUAAAUUUUAAAGCCUAAACUGAUGGAUUAUUUUAUUUUAUUUUCACCUGCUACUGUCAAGUAAACAUACAAACCUUAAACAUUUAGACUCCAAAUGUUAAAACAAGCACACAAGGACAAAGUCUCGCUGCUUGGGCCUCCUGAUAAAUGGAUGCAACAAAAGUAGACAGUCGUGUAACUGGGGAUCAGGCUUGGAACAUAAUUUGAGUAUUCUGUUUAGGUGUGUUGCACAUCUAACAUAUACAUUUGGCCACCUCCACUAGCCAGGGUAACACGGAAAAAACAAUGUAGCCAUACCCAAACCAAGCCUGAUAACAAGACAAUUUACAGUCACCAACAUUCCAGUUUUCACUGUAUAUCGUAAAUAUAAGCAAUUGGUCCCACCAACUUCGGGGAGUUUGCCAGAGAUAAAAUACGUCAAAUAUACAACAAAAUAUGUCAAUUUUUCUGUUCUUAUAGACCUAAAUCUAAGCUGACUUUUAAGUUGUUUUUUUUGGCUUAGUUAUUAUUAGGCAUGCCUUGAUCAGGAUUCUUUUUUUUUAUGUCACUGACACAGGUUCCAAAGCCCUUUGAGCCAUCAGAAUGAUCAGGAGGUACUAUAUAAAUUCAGCACAUAUUACAAAUACACAUUUGCGGUUACUGAGUCUAGUGUGAUACACCUGUAAAGUUCAUCAAUGGCAUGCAUUUGGUUCAAAUUCACUAAAAAUACACCGUAUGAAAAAUCAAGAAGCUUUAUUGUCAAUAUGUGUUACCAGAAUGACAUUUCUAGCGAGGCAGACACUGGGUAGGAAUGCAGAAUGUAUAUCAUCAGUAUUAUAAUGGCUGACUCAUGAGCAAUGUUGAUGGGGCUUUCUUGAAACAGAUUGAUAUUAUGUUACAAGACAGCUUCAAUAGGCUGCUGUAAGUCUUCAUGUUCACAAAGUAACCUAUUCUAAUGGCAGCCUUUUUUACAUGGAUAGUGAAACAUGUUGCACUGCUGCAAGCUGUUCAUCAAGGAUUUUUUUUUGCAGUGUUUCUCCCUUUGCUCUCCCCUGAGUGAGAAGGAGAACAGGCACAAGGGGAGGAGUGUGAUGGAUUAAAUGUGCAGUGCGUAUUUGAUCUAACUAUCCACAUUGCACUGUGUCUCAUACACAGGGAGAGUGUGGGACAAGCUUCAUUUAAACCGCCUGCUGGCUGUCUUGAAAAGUCUAAUUGACCAAUCUCAGCUAAAGUAAACACAGCAGCAUCUGGAUGCACUUUUCUGAUGACAAAAACGGUAACCACUUCAUUCCUCCCAGUGGUCAAUUCCAGCUAAAAAUGGAUUACCCCAGAGGAGUUUCUUAAAAAUAAAUGAUUGAGCAAGUCUUCUGAACUGCUGUUUAAAUGGAAAUUAGUCACUGGACCUUGCUUCCCGAAAGAUCCGUAAAUCUAUUACUAAUACUGUUCAGACAAUAGGUAACUAUAAUUUUCUGACAAAAUGUUAUCAAAUAUGUGUGUGGCUUUACACAUACCACUACAGUCUUCAGUAAAAUAAUUUGAUCCAGCAGACAAGGUACUGUAUCCAUGAAGAGCCAUUUGCUAAAGUGCUAGGCUAACAUUAGCAUGUUUCCUUUAUGCUCUGAUGCAACUCAUUGACAUUUUGACUUGUAACAUAUUUAAGUACAUUUAUUGUGUUAGAUAUAGAUUUUUAAGAAUCAUUUGUUCAUGUUAUUAUUGUUCACAAGGGGUUUAGCUCACAAAAUCCAUGAUAAUACACCAGCAGCAUGCAUCAGGACUCCAGUUUCAUCAGGGACGCCAGUACAGAUUGUUUGAAUAUACAUUGAUAGGAACAUAAAUUUAAUAAUUGGCAUUGGAUUGGGAAAUCUUUAUUAUUUUAUUGAGGAUUUACUUAUUCAGUUUAGUCUGCCCCUUUCUUUCAUAGCACAAUACCUUCAGAAAUUAGACAAAUCACAGUUAUGAGAAUAUUUCUUUAGGAUGAAAAAAGUCAAGCUUUAAAUACACCUGAAAUAAAUGUAUUGGUUUUCUAGGUUUUGGGAAGUGUAUGUAGGCCUCUGUGUUUUUCUUAAAUAGUCAAAUUGAACACGUUUUUUAAUAUAACUUGUCCUUAGUUGAAGUAAUUUAUCAUGUACUACUUUAUAGAGUUGAAUAACAAGUUUGGCGUUGCUUUUAGUUGUUUCAACUACACAUAUUAAACCAUGAUUUUUGGUGGUUUGAUUUUUUAACAUUGCCUUUUCUUUUCUUUUUUCAUUGUUCUGAACUGUUAGACAUUAAGGACAAACUGACUGAUGUUUAUUAAACAGGGAGGCAGAGUUUGAUUUUUUUUAUUUGAUGACAUCAGAGUAAGAAAAAGAUAAUAUGAGAACAUCAUUCUAACAUUUUUUAAAUCUUUUUGCUAUUAAAAUAAACACCGGCUUAUUCCACAGUGGCACACAAUCACUUUCAAUCGAUGCUGAUAGGGUACACGUAUAAGGAGGUUCUAUUCCAGUUUAAGGUGUUCUUUCUUUUUUUAUGAGGCUGUUUGUAUUUACUGCUGGUCUUUGACUUUGGUCAGCAAGAACAAAGUUGAAUUCAAUGAGUUUUUGUUGGCAAAACUCAACUCUCUAAAUGUAUAUUUAUUUUUUUAGGGAUUAUGCUAAAUCUUAGCAAAAGGAUCCAAUAAUAAGGGUGCCUUAAAAAUAGAAUUCAGUGAGAAUAAGCCAACAUUUGUCUUAAAUUGGCAAAUAACUUUGUUAUGGUUAAAUGUAUCUUUAAAAAUAAAUAAAAAUUGUUUCUCAUCUAGGAGCUCACACAUUGGGUUUGGGGAAUUUGUAAUUCCAAGUGCCCAUUAUAGAUACAUAAAUAUAUAAGAGAUUUGUAUUUAUGUAUCUAAAUACAAAUUCUAUGUAUCUAGAGAAAAAUUUUGAAUUUUCAGUUGCUAAUCCAUGUAGGAUAACAAACAUGCUUAAUUUCCCUUUGAUUGUGGUGUGAUCUUUUUUUAUAUACCUGUAAUUCCUUUAUUUAUUUUUCUAACUCUAAUCCUAUUAAAGAAUAUAUAUUGCUUUAUCGCCUAUAAAUAAAUAAAUAUGUUUUGCGUUUACUACCUGAGGUCAAAUAACUGACUUUUGCGUACAAUUAGGAGCAUGAUACUUCCAAAAUUAUUAUUCAUACCCCUGGCAACCAUUUAGGUUUAAAAUAGUCUUUUAAUGUAACCAACACAUUUCUUCUAACUGGGCAUAAUUGUAACAUUUUGAAAAGGGUUAAACAUGAAAGCAGAUUAUAAGAGGGUCUAAUUGCUGUAAUACCAAUAAAUAUUUUUCCAUCGAUUAUUAAGAUGGGUUCAAAUAAUUGUAUGCAUUGCAUUUGUUUUAAUAAAAUGUAAAUAAAAACAUCUGUUAUAAUUUU
Molecule: messenger RNA, 6666 nt
Organism: Fundulus heteroclitus (mummichog)
Lineage: Eukaryota; Metazoa; Chordata; Actinopteri; Cyprinodontiformes; Fundulidae
Gene: musk
Product: muscle, skeletal, receptor tyrosine kinase
Exons: 17
Coding region: 172-3090 (972 amino acids)
Biological process (GO): protein phosphorylation; positive regulation of kinase activity; multicellular organism development
Cellular component (GO): signaling receptor complex
Molecular function (GO): transmembrane receptor protein tyrosine kinase activity; ATP binding; protein binding
Source: RefSeq, a predicted model, not a curated record